AUGGCACAGACGUGCGAACGACUUGGGGCGUUUGUGGCGUUGCUCGCAUUUUGUUUCAGCGGCUCUCUAUCCCUGGUUGCAAUUUUUACUAGCCAUUGGUUUGAUGCGACCGUACUUACACGGAAUGGCACGCAGAUGGCUGGAGGGCACAUUAAUGCAGGGCUAUUCUGGGGCAAGCGCACUUUGGAGUCGAGUGGAGGCCUGCUGACCGAGGAUUUUAGCGUAGUUACCGAUGUUCGAAAUGGGAUCUCAUUUAUGGCGCGACCUAUCUGGGCGCUUUGUAUAUUUUUUGCAGCUCUCGGAAUGCUUUGGGUGGCUGUUGGGUGUGCUGUAGCAUUUUCCGCUACUAUUACUCGAAGACCAGAAUCGAUCGCUGGCCCUAUAGGUAUCUACCUCUGGAGUCUGCUAGCUCUUGUAAGCUUCGGAUCUUGUUUAUUAAUUUACUACGUCCAAUUUAUCGCCUCGAUGACCGAAAAUGUGUUGACAGAUUCUUAUUUGAAAACCGGUAUCAGCACAAAGGACCAAACGAGACUUGGCACGUCGUUCUAUCUCAUGUUAGCCUCAUUGGCGAUGCUCUAUUUUCCGCCGACCUUCGUUUUCUUCACGCAUCAGCAGCAGCAGAAAACUAAUCGCAUUCGGCAGUACAAAUUUUGUGAUCCAAACAUUAUGAUGUAU
Mesorhabditis spiculigera is the source of this 675-nucleotide messenger RNA. The record is from the annotation of a GenBank genome assembly. NCBI's taxonomy places the organism in Eukaryota, Metazoa, Nematoda, Chromadorea, Rhabditida, Rhabditidae.